AUGACCCGGUCAAAGUCGAUUGCCGCCCCAUCCAUCGCCCCGGACACCCCUCUUGUUGCCCUCCAAGAUACCGAGCCGACCUCGAAGCCCUCCUCGCCCAAGUCGAUGCACUCAGCCGCGCCCAAAGCCCGACCCGAUGACACCGACACCGUACCGACGACGAUGCCGAAGAAGAAGCCGAAGACCAAGGAGCACCCCUCAAAGACGUGGAAGACGCUAUGGAUCAAGAUGAUGAGCACAACUAGGAUCCCAAACGUGUCUUUUGUUGCUGCUAACUUGCAGUCAAUCAAUGAAGGCCGUAAGCGUGCGUCUCUUUUCUCCAGUCUCCGAUCCCAUAACACCGAUGUCUUUCUCCCGAGCAAAACUGGCCGACCUACCCCGGAACGGGUUGGCCAGUGGACUCAGGCGUGCCGAGACUUGAAGCUUUCUGCUGUUUUCACUCCUUUUAACAACACUGCCAUACUCUGGAAGAGCGACUCGCCGGUCGUUACUAUUGACCCGGAGUCGCCUCCCAACAAUCUUCGUGCUUCCUUCCCUUUCCUGGACCGAGUCUCCGACGCCACUUUCUGUGUGGGUGACUCAAAAGUCCGGGCUGUAUCAAUAUACGCGCCCUCUUCCGACAAGCCAAACAAAAAAACACUUCCUCUCUCACCUCAGCACCGCCCUCCGUCGACUGACGACGACCCCUCCCCGGGGCCUGCGCUCCUCGUCGGGGGCGAUUGGAACUGUGUUGAGUCCCAACUCCUCGAUUCGGAAAACCAAAAUGGCACGAAUUACGGGGCUCAGGAGAUGCGUGAUCUUGCCAUUCCGAACAACCUCUCCGACGUCUAUCGCUUCCACCACCCCAAAGGACGAGCCACAACGAACCGCUCGGCGCCCGGCACUUGCCGAUGCCUCGACCGCAUCCAUGUCUCGCCUGACUGGGUGGACCUCUUUCGCGACCACAAAAUCUGGGCUCCUGUCCUUGAAUCCACUCAUUCGAUGGUGGUCACACGAUUCCAGAUCCCGGGCGCCAUCGACAUCGGUCCGGGCAAAUUCACCUGUUUCAGACUUCUCCAUCCAGACUAA
Molecule: messenger RNA, 1068 nt
Organism: Microbotryum saponariae
Lineage: Eukaryota; Fungi; Basidiomycota; Microbotryomycetes; Microbotryales; Microbotryaceae
Source: the annotation of a GenBank genome assembly